Messenger RNA from Scatophagus argus, 1921 nucleotides. RefSeq names its product probable global transcription activator SNF2L2. Gene Ontology annotation, cellular component: RSC-type complex. Gene Ontology annotation, molecular function: protein binding. Gene Ontology annotation, biological process: chromatin remodeling. The coding region runs from base 375 to 1058 and encodes 227 amino acids. Lineage: Eukaryota; Metazoa; Chordata; Actinopteri; Scatophagidae. The record is from RefSeq and is a predicted model, not a curated record. The transcript is spliced from 6 exons.
UUGGAGCUCAGCAGCUCAGUGUUGCAGAGAUAUUUUCCCUUGCUGUCUUGGCACAGAAAUCAAGUGUAAUCUGAUAUUAAUGCAUUAAUCACCCUGCAGGAAUGCUGUGGCUGCACACACAAACUGCAAGGGCGAAAAGCUUGAGGGCGGCAUGGGUGGAGUAUGAACUAAAGACAGAGGCGCACAGUAACUUCAAUUAUUAUCAGUUUUUCAGGUGGUGGCAAGGAAUACUCAGCAGCAAAUUCAAAUCAAGCAGUUAUGGUCACUUUGGGAAAUGAAGCUACACCUGCACACACGUUCAGGUAUUAUACCACAGCAGAAUCAGCAGAUGGGCUUCUCAGCCUGAGACAAGAGAGAACGGAUCCCUGGAGGAGAUGGACGAGGACAUCAGUCUGAAGAAACGUAAAAGUGAUCAUCAUGAGCAGAAAGAAGCGCAGGCCGGGCAGGAAACUGGUGAAAAGGUCAAAAGGAAGCGCGGACGCCCACCAGCUGAGAAACUUCCUCCGAAUCCCCCUGAACUCACCAGAACACUGAGCACACUGGUAGAUAUGGUUAUCAACUACAAGGACGGGUUGGGUCGACAGAUCAGUAAAGGCUUUGUGCAGCUUCCCUCUAAGAAGGAGGUGCCUGAGUACUACGAGCUAAUCCGAAAGCCUGUGGACUUCAGAAGGAUCAGGGAACGUGUACGUAAUCACAAGUACAGAAGUGUGGGAGAUUUGGAAAAGGAUAUUUUCCUCCUGUGUCACAAUGCUCAGACUUAUAACCUGGAGGGAUCUCAGAUCUAUGAGGAUUCAAUUGUCAUUAAGUCUGUUUUUGAGAGUGCGAGACAGAGAAUCGUCACAGACGAGGAACAGAAAGAGACUGUUAGCACCAGCCACAGCGAUAAUGGCGGUGGAGCUGACGACCAGUUUUCUCCAUCAGCAGUGAAGCCAUUGCCAGUGCAGCUUAAGAAAGGGAAUGAAGAGGAAAGAAGCCGAAAUGCCAUGGCCAAGAGGCUGCACAGUGAUUUCGACAGUGAUGAGGAUCUAGAGGAUAACACCACAAAAGAUGAAGGUUGAACUGAAAGGCCAUCCUUUUUUUUUUUAUUAUUAUUAUUAUUGGUUUUUUUUUUUUUUUUUUUUUGGAUUCUGGCUCGUCUCUAUUCUCCACUGCAUCCCUUUUCAUAGGUUUCUUCAUCCUCCAAGCAAAGGUCUUUGAGAAUAAAACAGGAAAGACCUUUCAAAGAGAGGUACUUAUGGAUCGGUGCUUUUCCAUUUAGGUGACUCGAGUCAUUCAAACACGUCUUGCUGCACAUAGUGCUGUCCUUUUAGUUUUGCUAGCCUUCACAAUAAUGUUUUACCUGCCUUAGUCCCUGUGAUCGCUUCUGCAAAUAUUCUGUAAAAACACCAGUUUCACUGACUGUUUUUAAUUGAUAUAUCUUGAUUGUAUGAAAUGCCUUCAUAUGUCUUGGAGCAUGAUGCAUAUAUCUCCCCUGAAGCUGGCUCCUCCAGAGCAGCACCUGAUGAUGACAGUGUUGAUGUGUUCGGGGCUAGAGGACUGAAGCACACAGGGAAGAGGUUUUUAAAGAACACGAGAACACUAUUGGUUUGUUAAAAAUGAUUUCAGAGAUGGAGAGAAAUCUUUGAUUAAAAAAACAAACAAAUAAUGGAAGUAUGAAGUCAGAGAGACGAUACGCAAUGGUUUUGUUCUAAUCAAGGGUACUCUAGCUGAACAUUUGUAUCCCUUGUGCUACUACAGUAUAUUCACAUAUUGUACAGUUUGUGUGAAAAGUAAGUGAAAACUAAAGUCUUCUUUUCAUUUACUCUCCUGGUUGUUGAGGGUGGGGGUGUGGGAGGAGGGCUGUGGAAGACAUCAUUGUUAAGACAAUCCCUGGAAACAUGUAUCACUUAAAACACUUGUGAAAUAAAUUUUACCAAAAUCA